CAGCAUGCUGUCACCCGCAUGCACCGUGAAGUUGAAUGUUCAGCAUGCGGUCAUGGCGAUAUGUUAUACAGCUUGCAGAGAAUGAGGUGCUGAUGAGCCCUUGUUCCUAUUGAAGGUGAUGCAGAUGGAUCAUGACAGAGCAGGCAGCACCUCCAGACUUUGCAGAUGGUAGGUCUCAAGAUCAUCACUUUGUCUCCACUUGAAAUCCAUUUCUCUCAGACUAGAAUACGGUCCGAAUUUCAAGAUGGCCGUAGCUUGCAGAUGGCCCUGGACAAGAUUGAGGACAAAGAAGUGAACUUCGAUGAGGAUGCCCUUUUGCUGGUCACUCCUUUUCCACGAAUUGAAGUGACGAGGUGGCGCUGCAAGCUUCGUGAUGAAACGGGCGCAGCUCGGGUCGAUGCGAAUGGCAUGGAAUUGUACAGCCAGGAGGAACGGUGGUUUAGCUUUGACAAUCGCCGCUUGUGGUGCUUGCAGCGCGCUGCUGUGAAGAAGUGGCCGAAGAAGGUUUACUGCGAAGUGUUUGAGAUCUCCCAGACCUUGGCAAAGACCCGAGAGCUUCGGAAGUUUGACACUCGCACCUUUGGGCUCAGUGUGUUGGUUGGGCGAAGAGAAGAGCUAAACCUGGAGAAGUGGUGCUGGAAGACUGAGGUGGGCUUGCCUGUGGAAACUGCUCCUGAGGAAGGGGUGGCCUUGUCCGCUUUGCGGCAACGCAAGGGCCUUGAGACGGAGCGAGGACAGAUAUCCUGGAGGCACCAGCGCAAAUCCAGGCGCCAUGAGGAUGAGUAUGAAGAGACGCAGAAAUUCUCUGCUUUGGAAAUCCUGCGUGGAUUGCUGCUAUUCAUGAUUAUUUACCUUGGUCUUCGCGUAUGCGUAAUCCUUUUCCAGAAGUACAGAUUGAAUAUGAGCAUGUCUUCGAAUUCCACUGUCGGGGUUAACAUCAGCCUGUGAGUGGGUUGAAAGACCUCCUUAUCCAGUGAAUUCAUGCUCAGCGCUGCUUCCAGCGCUUGGUCUUGAGUCGUAGUCUCGCGCGUGAAAUGGCACACUGCCCGUCCUUGCCCAAGGCAUGGACGGGCGACGCGAGCGACGCGGGCGACGUGCGUUUGGCUCAAAAUAGAACCCAGUGCACUGCAAGGUUGUUGUCUCAAAAUAGAACUCACGUCACGACCACGAGUUCUUUGAUUGACAAUACUUGAAUCACAAUCACUUGGGCAGUCCAUGUGCAGAUGAAGACCGAGAGUGCAACGAAACUAAACCUAAAUCUGUGAGGAAUUUUGGCUGCGCUUCACGCAUUGGUUGAUAUAUGCUUGCGAGGGUUCUUGCGUGUGAUGAACUUGGAGUGGC
Durusdinium trenchii is the source of this 1341-nucleotide messenger RNA. The record is from the annotation of a GenBank genome assembly. Lineage: Eukaryota; Dinophyceae; Suessiales; Symbiodiniaceae.